Molecule: messenger RNA, 1402 nt
Organism: Raphanus sativus (radish)
Lineage: Eukaryota; Viridiplantae; Streptophyta; Magnoliopsida; Brassicales; Brassicaceae
Product: serine/arginine-rich splicing factor SR45a-like
Exons: 7
Coding region: 159-1193 (344 amino acids)
Biological process (GO): positive regulation of mRNA splicing, via spliceosome
Cellular component (GO): spliceosomal complex
Molecular function (GO): RNA binding
Source: RefSeq, a predicted model, not a curated record
UCCGACUGACUCUCCCGAAGCUUCUUCUGAUUCCCUCCUUAAAUACAUCUUUCCUGUCGAUUAGGAUUGCGUGAAGUUCAUUCAUAUUCCUUCUGUCAGGUGCAGAGAGUUCUCGAACGUUCAUCCUUGUUUUGUUGAGUUUUCUGCGUUACUACGAUAUGUCAUACUCAAGGAGGUCAAGAUACUCUCCCUCACUAUCCCCUUACGACAAGCGUCGUGGAAGGUCUCUGUCAAGGUCUCUCUCUAGAAGCCGCUCCAGGAGUGCCUCGAGCGACGCAGAGAACCCUGGUAACAGUUUAUAUGUGACUGGAUUGUCUCAUCGGGUUACGGAAAGAGAUCUGGAGGAUCAUUUCUCCAAAGAAGGAAAGGUAACUGAUGUUCACCUUGUCCUUGAUCCACGGACUAGAGAACCCCGUGGUUUUGGUUUUAUCUCUAUGGAAACUGUUGGUGAUGCUAACCGCUGCAUCAGGCAUCUUGAUCACUCUGUUCUCCUGGGCCGCGUUAUUACCGUUGAGAAGGCAAAAAGACGUAGAGGACGUACCCCAACUCCAGGAAAGUACUUGGGGCUGAGAGCCGCUCGAGGACGACAUCGGUCUCGUAGCUACUCCCCCCGAAGGUCUAUUAGCUAUUCUCGCAGUCGGAGUCGGAGCUACUCAUCUGAUCGUAGCAGAUCGUAUUCCCCUAGCUAUCGGAGGAGGAGAAGAUCACUGUCCAACUCACCCUACAAUAGGCGUGGCAGAUCUUACUUUUAUUCUAGAUCGCCAUCUCCUGAUGAUCGUUACUACAGAAGACGUGACAGAUCAGAAUCGCCUUACUACAGGAGGCGGUACAGGUCCAGGUCCAGGUCCUACUCUCCUGACUACAGAGCACAAUACUCGCCUUACUACAGAAGGCGGUACAGGUCAAGGUCCAGGUCAUACUCGCCUCACUACAGAGCACGUGACAGAUCAUACUCACCUUACUACAGGGGAAGAGAUCGGUCCUAUUCUCCUUACUACAGAGGGAGAGACAGGUACAGGUACAGGUCGGUGUCGAGAAGCGUAAGCCCUGUGAGGAGAAGCAAGUCACGGAGCGCAUCUCCUAAGAAGGGAAGGAAAGGGAGCAGGAGCAGGUCUCACAGGCGGGACAGCCAAUCUUCAAUGAAUCACUCGAGGAGCGCAAGGUCAAGCACCUCUCGAUCCGUCAGCCCGUGAUAAUAUAGUUCAUCCAAUUCUACUUUUGCUCAAAUUGUUGGCACAGUCACUCACGUCACUUGUGUUGUAAUAAAUAGUUAGGGAAUUCUCUAUUACUUGUGUUUGGGAAUUUGUAAUAAAUAAUUAUGUUAUGAACUAAUGAUGGUUUUGGUGUUAAGAAUUAUUUUCUUUUUCUACAACUCGAAGUCAGUUACCAUUAUUUGCUACCA